AUGCCAAACAUUGUCGAUGAAGAUGUUGAGGUUGUCAUCAAGAAGGUGAAGGCUCUUUAUGUCAAGAACAUACCUGAGAGCACAUCUCCUGAACAGCUGAAAGAACUAUUCCUGCAUCAUGGGGAAGUCACAAAAGUUGUCAGGCCGCCAGCCAAAAGUGGUGGCAAGCGUGACUUUGGAUUCAUCCAUUUUGCAGAAAGGUCAAGUGCAUUGAAGGCUGUCAAAGAUACAGAGAAGUAUGAAAUUGAUGGUCAGGUAUUGGAAGUAGUUCUUGCAAAGCCUCAAACUGAUAAGAAGAUUGAUGGGGCUAAUCCCCCCAAUUCUGGGCCACAUCCAAAUUACAUUCCUCACUCUGUGUAUGGUGCUUUUCCUGGAAAUGCUUAUGGUCAUGUAGGGACUGGAUAUGGUGUUGCCGCUGGAUUUCAGCAGCCUGUUAUAUAUGGAAGGGGACCAAUGCCAACAGGGAUGCAAAUGGUACCGAUGGUUCUACCAGAUGGUCGAAUUGGUUAUGUUCUUCAGCAGCCUGGAGUUCAAAUGCCGCUGCUGCGUCCUCGGAGAAAUGAUCGAAGCAAUGGCACAGGUGGACCACAAGUACGAGGAGGGACUAGUAGUGGCAGUGAUGAUGCGAACCGCAGCAGACGAUAUCGACCCUACUAG
Messenger RNA from Ilex paraguariensis (yerba mate), 657 nucleotides. The record is from the annotation of a GenBank genome assembly. NCBI's taxonomy places the organism in Eukaryota, Viridiplantae, Streptophyta, Magnoliopsida, Aquifoliales, Aquifoliaceae.